AUGGCGGCGGAGGCCGUGUCGCGCCGCCUGGCGGCGGCAGUGCGUGAGCUCUCCGGCGCGUGGUACGGGCGCCACAUGGCCGCCGCCGAGCGCGCGAUACGCGCCCGCCUCCCCCUUUUAUUGAGUGUUGUGCGAUUGAGGAUCGGGGAGAUCAAGCAUGGAGAGAGCGAUUGCACGGGAACAGUCCUCCUCGUCGGAAUUCCUAAUGUUGGCAAGUCGACCAUAGUUAACGCAAUGCAUCAAAUUGGAAGAAUUGGAUGGUGGGAAAUGGCCGAGCUUACUUAUAUUCUUGUAGCCCAUGGAAAGCUUGUAAAACAUAUGAAGGUGCCCAAGAGGCGUGCCAUCAACUUCAGCAUCUCGACUACUUCGGCCUACAUCCACGUCGACACAGUUUGGCUCGAUGGGCUCUUCGUCCACUUCGGCGACGACUACUUCAGCCUCUUCCUCGUUGACACAGUUUGA
Messenger RNA from Panicum hallii, 462 nucleotides. RefSeq lists its product as uncharacterized. Gene Ontology annotation, molecular function: GTP binding. NCBI's taxonomy places the organism in Eukaryota, Viridiplantae, Streptophyta, Magnoliopsida, Poales, Poaceae. Bases 1 to 462 code for a protein of 153 amino acids. The transcript is spliced from 3 exons. The record is from RefSeq and is a predicted model, not a curated record.